Austrofundulus limnaeus is the source of this 3844-nucleotide messenger RNA. It is a transcript of the gene col8a1b, whose product is annotated as collagen, type VIII, alpha 1b. The record is from RefSeq and is a predicted model, not a curated record. Bases 785 to 3019 code for a protein of 744 amino acids. Gene Ontology annotation, molecular function: protein binding. The transcript is spliced from 4 exons. Lineage: Eukaryota; Metazoa; Chordata; Actinopteri; Cyprinodontiformes; Rivulidae.
AUUUUGUGGCCGCUUGAUGGCCCCUUACUCAGAAAAAUCCUAGAUCCACCACUGGUUGCAUCAUGUCCAAGUUUGGUCCAACAUUCAGCUGUUGGACAGAUUUGACUCUAAUUCUUUGGUCUACAGAGGAGUUCAUGGUCGACACUGGGACUGCAAGGUGCCCAGGUCCGUGCGACUGCAAGGACCUGACCUGCUUCCUGUUGGACUCUGCGGUGGACUGGUUUUACGAGCUGGAACCGCCACAGGAACCUUCCCUCUCAGCUAGGGUUUGACCUCAGCAAACACUGGCUAACCAGAGUCAGCGUCUGCCUUUAAAUCUCUCUGCAUGUGAAGAAUGCACAGAGAGCUCCAAGUCAAACGGGAACCUUCCUCCUGCCUGAUAUAUAGUCACGCAGCUGUUUGGGUUUCCUCUCUUCUUUUUUUUCUCUCUCUCUCUCUCUGCACAGCCUCCAAAAUGUUGCAAACGCCCGCUUCCAAUGGUGGUUUUCUCCCCUCACCAAAAAAAUCUUGUUUUCCCCGUCUCUCACAUGUCCAGAUCUUGGUGAUUCUCCUUCUCUCAGCUCGUUCUGCUCCACCCAGCUGCAGAUAAAAGCCAAAGUUUCACCAGAGCUGCUGUAAAGCGUCUGUCCUGAACUCUCCCUCUGCAGCAGCAGCAGCAGCAGCAGCAGUCAAAGGGCCCAAGAGGACUGCACGUAGUUUGGCUGGGUCCAAUGCCAAAGGAUCCUGAAAAUUGCCUUCAAGAGGAAGAGAAAACAGACGGCGUUGGUGAAGUUCACAAGGACUGAUGUUCCUUAACUUGUUCUGCAAGAAAAUGGUGGCUGUACCCUUCCACGGUUUCGAUCAUCUCGUCUUUCUGUUCCAUUUGUAUUUGUUGCACAUGGUUAAGGGUGGGGCAUAUUAUGGACAAAAACAGCCUCCACAACAGCACCAGCCCAUACUUCAGCAGAAUGAAGGCUUUCAACAACAACCGUUUCUGGGAAAUGAGAUGCCGUUGCUGCCUCAGUAUGGAAAUGAGUUUCCUCAGCUGCCGUUGCAAAUGGGAAAACAAAGACUACUGACAAAGGGCAAAGGACAAACGUUUCCAAGAGGAGCCAAGGGUCCACCUGUACCUAUUCCAGACGGACAAGGUUUCCCAGAAGGACCACAAGGAAUUCAGGGGCCCCCUGGCCCAAUUGGGCCACUAGGUCCACAGGGCCCUCCUGGACCAUCAGGACAGGGAUUACCAGGUUUACCAGGAAAGCCAGGGCCGCCUGGUCCUCAAGGCUACAGAGGAGUUGGAAAACCUGGUAUGCCAGGCUUGCCUGGAAAACCUGGAGGCCCUGGACUACCAGGACCAAAAGGUGACCUUGGUCCAAUAGGGGGAAAUGGACCAACUGGACUUCCAGGGCCUCCAGGACUCCCAGGUCCCACUGGACUCCCUGGGACUUCAAAAGCAGGAGGUCAGGGUCUACCAGGGCUGCCUGGUCUUUCAGGUGAACCUGGUCAAAACGGCCCAACUGGAUUCCCUGGUCCUCCUGGCCAAAAGGGAGACAAAGGACUUGGUAUACCUGGUUUUCCCGGUUUGAAAGGACCUAGCGGACCACCUGGUCCACCUGGACAAGCAGGCCUCCCUGGCAAUGGUAAACCUGGCCCUAACGGUCUACCUGGACAGCCAGGGCUACCAGGGAAGCCAGGUCUUCCAGGAGAACCUGGGCUUGCAGGACAACCUGGUGAAAGAGGCCAAACAGGACUUCCAGGAAUUCCGGGAAUUGGGAAACCUGGAAACGAUGGUUUUAGAGGUCAACCAGGCCUCCCAGGGGGAAAAGGUGAAACAGGACCUCCUGGUUUAACUGGGCCUCCAGGGUUGCCUGGCUAUGGUAAACCAGGAUUUCCAGGAUCUAAGGGCCACAAAGGACAUGCUGGACUUCCAGGUCCAUCAGGCACAAAAGGAGAAAAAGGUCAAGUAGGACUUCCAGGUGUAAUUGGUCCAACUGGACUCAAUGGAAUGUCUGGUGCACCAGGCCUAAUGGGGCUUCCCGGUGAUAUUGGCUUCCCAGGACUAAAGGGAGAGGAUGGUGCUGGAGGCCCAAGAGGAAUGCCUGGAACUAAGGGUGAAAGAGGACCUUCAGGUCUUCCAGGACAGCCUGGUGGUUUAGGAGAGAGUGGACAUCCUGGGCCAAGAGGUUUACAAGGGCCCACUGGUCCUAAAGGGGAAACUGGCAUUAGAGGUUUACCUGGUGCCCCUGGUGCUUCAGGAUUACCAGGAGCAAAAGGAGAGGGAGGAGAACCUGGAGACCAAGGUCACUCAGGACCACAGGGUAUUCCAGGAAUUACAGGACCAGGGGGAUCAAUUGGACCUCCUGGUCUUCCAGGACAAAAAGGCGAACCAGGUCUGACAGGUAACCCUGGUUAUCCUGGUAAUGGUAAUCCUGGACCACCUGGCCAAAGUGGUCCUCAAGGAAGCCCUGGUCCCAGCGGUCCACCUGGACUUCCAGGGCGACCUGGACUACCAGGUCCCCCAGGUCCCCCAGGACUAUCGUCUGCGUAUCCAGACCUUGGCCAGAUUCUCCCUCACAGUGGCCCCCACAAUGGUCAAAGCAACGAAAAACUAAAGAAUGGAGUCGAAAUCAGCGGAACCACCCUGAAGAUGCCUGCUUUCACUGCAAAGCUCACCAAUCCAUUCCCUCUUGUUGGUUCUCCCAUCAUCUUUGAUAAACUUCUGCACAAUGGCAAUCAGGACUACAAUCCUCAAAAUGGUAUUUUCACUUGUAGCAUACCAGGAAUCUACUACUUUGCUUACCAUGUUCACUGCAAAGGAAGUAAUGUUUGGGUGGCACUGACGAAGAACAACGAGCCAGUAAUGUACACUUAUGACGAGUACAAAAAGGGUUUGCUGGAUCAGGCUUCAGGGAGUGCUGUACUUCCCUUACGAAAAGGGGACACUGUUUACUUACAGUUACCAUCAGAUCAGGCAGCAGGACUUUAUGCCGGUCAGUACGUCCACUCCACUUUUUCCGGAUACUUACUGUACUCGAUGUGAACAAGUUUGGAUAGCAAGUCUUGACGCACUGAUGGAAAAUUCAGUGUAACAAUGGUAAACUUGCUUCACACUCAAGGUGUGAAUUUUAAAAGGACAUACUAAUAAAAAAUGUGCAUUUUGUGCUUUUGAUCCGUUUAAGCAUUUGAGUCUGCAUACAGAUGUAAGAGACAGUUUGGAGAAUCAGCGAGAAGUUUGCUAAAGUAACAGCUGGACAUCUGUGAAUAUCUGGGCCAUCUAAAACUACUCAAACUUUAAAAAUGUCAAAGCCAUUAAAGCAUUAUCCUUUUUAGGAGAGAGUGGAAAUCCUGGACCAAGAGGCCCACUGGCCCUAAAGGGGAAAUUAGUAGACUAUUAACCCUAAACCCUUCUUUGAGCACUUUUUAAUUGAAUUUUUAUUUUUACUGUUAUUUAUGUUGGUUUCCUCCCACAGACCAAAAUCAUGCACAUAUUAAGGCUCUUUCACAAUACAGUAAACAACAGCAACCACCAGUCCAUCUUCAUCCUGCCUUUGGCCGUUGGUGGAUCACAGUGGGACCCGGCCACAUCCAGCAGAGAAGUAAGCUUUCAAAGUGGAUUAAGAAUUGCAGAACCAAAAGAGCAAUGGAGCAGAGCUCAGCUGGGUUGAUUUAGAGUGCAACACAUUAACCGUGUGAUGCACAUGUCCAUCGUGUUGUUUUCAUAAUAUGAUGAAUUCACUCAAUUUAGCAAUUCUCUUAGUGGGUAACACUUAAACUAGGGAUGCAUAGAUUUGAAAAUUUCAGCCGAUAUCGAUAUUUGAUAUAAUUAUUGCUGUUAUGGCUGAUAAACGACAUUUACUGAUAUUAC